Messenger RNA from Pseudoliparis swirei, 3312 nucleotides. It is a transcript of the gene bnipl, whose product is annotated as BCL2 interacting protein like. NCBI's taxonomy places the organism in Eukaryota, Metazoa, Chordata, Actinopteri, Perciformes, Liparidae. Gene Ontology annotation, cellular component: cytoplasm. The coding region runs from base 153 to 1187 and encodes 344 amino acids. Gene Ontology annotation, biological process: apoptotic process. The transcript is spliced from 10 exons. The record is from RefSeq and is a predicted model, not a curated record.
GACACAGAGAGGAAGGAAGAGAGAGACACACAGAGAGAGAGGGUGAGGGGCGAGACACAUUGAGUCUGAGAGGGAACUCCCCCAGAGAGAGAGAGGACGACGGAGACGCUGGUCAGCACGCCGUGACAUCACUGUGACAUCACCGUGACAUCAUGAGCUCCCCCAGAGCCCACACACACGGGUCUCCUGUCGGGGCCUCGGUUCCCCCAAACAUCCAGGACAUGGAGCUGAGGGAGGAGUGGCAGGACGACGGCUUCCCCCGGCCCCUCCCAGAGGACUGUGGGAGUCCCGAGGAAUCCGGAGACGAGCAGCCAGCUCCGCCCACCAGCCUCGCCCUAUCGGCGGCCAUUGAGGGCGGGGCUAAGAAGCGCCUGGUGGCCCCGUCCCUCAGCCUCACUCUGAGCCGCAGAGACUCUCACGACGGCUUCUCGGCCGCCGCGCUGUCGGAGACGCCGUCGCUGGACAUCAACCUGGAGGCCCUGGAGACGCCGUCGGGCAGCGAGACCGGCACGCUGCCCGACGGCGUGCACGAGCUGGAGUGGUACGACGACCUCCCCCGGAUGGCGGGGGCCGGUUCUGGGCCCGUGCCCCGGAGCCCGUUGGAGCAGAAUGAGGGCCUGAUGGACCUGGACCAGGUGGACACCAGGGGGCGCCGCUGGAGGAGGUUCUCCUUCUCUGGACACGAGUACCACGUCAACAUGAGCGUCCUGGAGCCGUACCUGCAGGUCCUGUCCCACGGAGGUUACUAUGGAGACGAGAUGAACGCUGUGGUCCUGUUCACCGCCUGCUACCUGCCGCCCAACACGGUGGAGAACUACGAGUACGUCAUGGACCACCUGUUCAGGUACAUCGUGGGGACCCUGGACCUGAUGGUCUCAGAGAACUACCUGCUGGUCUGCCUCUGUGCCGUGGCCCCCAGGAACAAGCUGCCCUCCAUGAAGUGGCUCCACCAGUGCUACGCCUCCAUCGACAGGAGGCUGAAGAAGGACCUGAAGGGGCUGCUGGUGGUCCACCCGGCCUGGUCCAUCAGAGCCCUGCUCACUGUGAUCAAGCCCUUCAUUAGUGAGAAGUUCAGCACUAAGAUCCGGUUCGUGAGGAGUCUCCAUGAGUUGUCUCAGAUCAUCCCCACGGCAACGCUGCAGGUCCCUGACGUCAUCCGGCAGUUUGAUAAGAAGUUGAACAGAUGACACAGCGGUGGACAGACCGGAUGGUUCCUCAGAGGUCAAAGGUCAUCUCAUCCCAGUGACCUUUGACCUCCUGCCUGUUCAGAGCCGACUGGGUUCAUUGAUGGUGACCCGGAGGUAACCAAUCACGGAUCAAUAGAAUGCUGCAGGAGAACAAAAGAACGGAGUUUGUAUUUGUGGACUUGAAUACUGAAGACCCCUGAGGACCCCUGAAGCACCCUCAAGACCCCUGAAGCACCUUCAAGACCCCUGAAGACCCUGAAACACCCUGAGGACCCCUGAAGACCCUGAGGACCCCUGAAGACCCCUCAAGACCCCUGAAGACCCUGAGGACCCCUGAAGACCCCUGAAACACCCCUGAAGAACGUUAGCGCUGCAGACGGACUGGAGGUCAAAGGUCACAGCAUGCUUUUAACCAGUGUCAGUGAACACACCACCAACCAAACAAAGGCAUUGUAGUUUGUUUUAAGCCCAAUUCUCCGACAGGAAGUAGAUUUCCAAACUUAAGUGUAAAUGUAGAUUGAAGCCGUCAGCAGGAAGUGACUGAAGAGGAAACGGCUUUAAUGAAGCUGUGUAUAUAUAUAUAUAUUAGGGCUGUCAGCGUUAACGCGUUAAUCUAUGCGAUUAAUUUGGCCGCGUUAACGCACUAAAAUAUUUUAACGCAAUUAACGCAACUUUGUUUACUUCCAGUGUUCGUUGAAGUUUUUACACUCAAACCGAGUGUCAAACCGCGGCAGUACGGUUUGACACUGUUUCCGUUUUUAAAACAAUUAUUUCUCCACGAAAAUAAGGAGCAUAAAUGAGUUUAACUCGUGGAUGAAUCAGUCGGGUUUCCUCCUGCUCCUCCUUCCUCCCGUCUCCCCCUCUGAUACACAGAGGAACCGAGGGGCGACGUGUCGGGGGACGCGGCGCGGAAAGAACUCGUCACACGAAACCUUCACCGUGAUUGGUCAAUCCGUUUGUCUGUCAACAUUUUGGGUAAGAAACAACCAAUGAACACUCAGUAAAUCACAAAGGACCUCCCACCUCACAGGUGAGGCUCAUUAACAGCCUGACAGUCAGAGAGCAGAGAACACGGCACCAGGACAACUGAGCCUCAUUGAAUAGAGCUGAGAUUGUUCUGGAAUGUUUGAUGUAUAACACGUGGGGGUGUGUCACAUGCAAAAGACUUUAAACAGUGAAUUUUUGUUGUUGUUGUAAAAUGUAUAAAAUGCCCCCAGCCUCCAGAGGUUGAACAGGACAUAUGUGAAUGUCAGUCAGUUACCAAGGCCACUGGUUCUGCUGUUCAGUGGUAAAGAUGACAGGACCAAUGGGGUCUCAAUAUACUUUUUUUUUUUUACUAAUCUGAUGUUUCACUGAAGAAACAAUUUAUCAUCCACAAUAUUAAAUACCUCGCUGGCCCUUUAUAGGUAGGAGCCUCUUUGAAAACAGCUCUGUGGGAAGUUUGGUCUUUAAAAAGAAGAAAACAUUUUUUUUAAUCGCGAUUAAUUAGCUAAUUUUUUGUAAUCGAUUGACAGCCCUAAUAUAUAUACAUAUAUGUUUAUAUAUAUGUAUAUAUAUGUGUAUAUAUGUAUGUAUACACUACCGUUCAAAAGUUUGGGAUCACUUAGAAAUGUCUUUAUUUUUCAAAGAAAAGCAUUGUUUUUUCAAUGAAGAUAACAUUAAAUCAAUCAUAAAUACCCUCUCUACAUUGUUAAUGUGGUAAAUGACUCUUCUAGGUGGAACGUCUGGUUUCUAAUGACAUAUCUCCAGAGGUGUAUAGAGGCCCAUUUCAUCAUCACUCCAGUGUUCUAAUGGUACAUUGUGUUAUCGCCUUAGAAGACUAAUGGAUGAUUAGAAAACCCUUGAAAACCCUUGUGCAAUUAUGUUAGCAUAGCUGAAAACUGUUUUGCUGAUGAGAGAAGCUAUAAAACUUAAUAAAUGUGCAAAAAACAGUUUUCACUUUGUCAUUAUGGGUUUUUGUGUGUAGAAUGUUGAGGAAAAUAAUGAAUUUAAUCCAUUUUGGAAUAAGGCUGUAACAUAACAACAUGUGGGAAAAGUGAAGCGCUGUGAAUACUUUCCAGAUGCACUGUAUAUAUAUACAUAUAUAUCUAUAAAUAAAUUAUAAAAUAAACACUUUGAUAUAUAA